Molecule: messenger RNA, 5558 nt
Organism: Condylura cristata (star-nosed mole)
Lineage: Eukaryota; Metazoa; Chordata; Mammalia; Eulipotyphla; Talpidae
Gene: TRIM25
Product: tripartite motif containing 25
Exons: 9
Coding region: 78-1991 (637 amino acids)
Molecular function (GO): protein binding
Source: RefSeq, a predicted model, not a curated record
UCCUAGGCGGUGUCGGCGAUCGCUCAGUGCAGGCAGGUACGUCUCCCGUGCACAGGUCCGGAGCCCCCAGGAGCGCCAUGGCGGAGCUGUUCACCCUCGCCGAGGAACUGUCGUGCUCCAUCUGUCUGGAGUCCUUCAAGGAGCCGGUCACCACCCCGUGCGGGCACAACUUCUGCCGGGCGUGCCUGGAUGAGACAUGGACCGUUGCGGGCGCGCCUUACCUGUGCCCGCAGUGUCGUACCGCCUUCCACACGCGCCCGCAGCUGCUCAAGAACACCGUGCUGUGCGCGAUCGUGGAGCAGUUCCUGCAAGCCGAGGUGGCCCAGGAGGCGCUCCCCGACGGCUGGAGCCCGCCCGCGCGCACCCAGACCCCCAGCGUGGCCGGCCAGGUGGCCUGCGACCACUGCAUGACCGCCACCGCCGUCAAGACCUGCCUCGUGUGCAUGGCCUCCUUCUGCCAGGAGCACCUGAAGCCGCACCUCGACAGCCCCGCCUUCCGGGACCACCCGCUGCAGCCGCCGGUCUGCGACCUGAUGCGCCGAAAGUGCCCCCAGCAUAACCGCUUGCGGGAGUUCUUCUGCUCUGAGCACUGCGAGUGCAUCUGUCACGUCUGUCUGGUGGAACACAAGACCUGCUCGCCUGUGUCCCUGAGCCAGGCCACGGCCGAGAUGGAGGCCAAGAUGAAGCAAAAGCUGACCGUCAUAUACGGCCAGAUCAACGGCGCAGCCAAGGCCUUGGAGGACGUGAGAGCCAAGCAGCAGAGUGUGCGGGACUCUGCACAGAAGAAGGUGGAGAAAAUUAGCCAAGAACACCUGGAAAUGAAGGCUGUCAUUGAUGCCUCAGAGGCCAACUUGACACGAAAGAUCAAAGAGGAGGAGAAGCGGGUCACUGUCAAGUUUGAGAGCAUCUACCAGAUCCUGCUCAAGAAGAAGAGCGAGAUCCAGAACCUCAAGGAGGAGAUUGAACUUGCUCUGGCUAAGGGGGACGAGCUUGAGUUUCUGGAGAAAGCAGCAAAACUGCAGGGAGUCACCACGAAGCCUGUCUACAUCCCCAAGGUGGAGCUAAAUCACGAGCUGAUAAAGGUCAUCUGCCAGGAUGCUUCAGACCUUAAAAACCAGCUGAAGCAGUGUUCAAAGCAGUGCCAGGGCAAGCCCAAGGAACCCACCGGCUCAGGGGGCCCAGAAGAGCCGCGUCCGACGACCCCACACAAACCCUCGUACCUCUUGAAGAAGGCCCCCAAAGAAGAAAAGAAAGUCAAGAAACCUCCCACUGCUGCUGCCGCCGCCGCCGCCUCUCUCAGCAAGGUUCUCCCCUCCAUACCCGUAGAAUUCACAGCAGCGAUGUUCAAACCAGUCCCAGGGGGUGCAACCAAAUCAAUUCCCCCGCCGCCAAAUGCAAUAUGUCUCAAGGCCAAGGUCCUGGAGGCCUUCCUGGCCAAGUCCAGGGCCGAGCUCCUGGAGUAUUCCACAAAAGUCAUCUUGGACUACAACACCUGCCACAACAAGGUGGCUCUGUCUGGGAACUACACCGAAGCGUCUGUGGCUGACACCCCUCAGAACUACCGGCUGCACCCCCAGAGGUUCGUGUCCUCCUCUCAGGUGAUGGGCCUGCACUGCUACAAGAAGGGGAUCUACUACUGGGAGGUGGAGCUGCAGAAGAACAGCUUCUGUGGCGUGGGCAUCUGCUACGGCAGCAUGGAGAGGGAGGGCCCGGGGAGCAGGCUCGGCCGCAACAGCGCUUCCUGGUGUGUGGAGUGGUUCAACAACAAGAUCUCUGCCUGGCACAACAACGUGGAGAAAACCCUGCCCUCCACCAAAACCACGCGGGUCGGUGUCCUUCUCAACUGCGACCACGGUUUUGUCAUUUUCUUUGGGGUCGCUGACAAGAUUUACUUGAUGUACAAGUUCAGGGCGGACUUUACUGAAGCUGUGUACCCGGCCUUCUGGGUGUUCUCGGCCGGUACCAUGCUCUCCAUCUGCAACUCCAAGUAGCCAGGCCCUCCGCUGGCACUGCCAUGGGGCCCCCAAGACUUUAGUGAACUCACUGCAAAUCAAAUCUCUUAGAGAACUUCCCUGACAGUCCCCAAGAAUCAAAAGAAUGGAGGGGACUUGGCAGGUGAGAGGAUGGGGAAGACUGGCCAAGAGGAGGGCGACUGAGAAAGGGGUGGGGAUGACAGUGUUGUGAGCCAGGACGUGUUUUGACUUCCUGGUACACAGGACAGGGCGACCUCAGCCCCGCCUCCCCCCAUCUUCUGGUAGCUCUCCGGGCUGCUGGGUGGUGGGACAGGGGCCUGGGGGUAAGUCCUUGUGGCCCUCCCUUGUACCUGCACCCCUGCAGGCUGUUCUCGGGCUGUGGGGUGAGCUUUUGGGUGCGUGCCCCUUUGCUCUCUGGAGCAGCUCACCUGCUUUGAAAAUUUCGCUAUGUAGCUAUUCAAUUCUAGAAUUUAAAAAAUUGCAAAUCGUUGAAUUUCAGUGUGAUUCACCACUCCAUGUGCGUGCAUGUAGGGGCGGGGAGGUGGAGGGUAUGUUGAGGCUCUCAGCCAUUUCCUGUGCUCGGAGGGCACCUCUCCCAGCAGGUCCACCCAGUUUCCCAAGGAAGCAUGUUCUUUUUCUUCCUGGGAAAAUAGCCCAGCUCCUCUUCCUGAGCUGCCUCCCUCACCACCCCAUCCGAGGUUUCCAAAUGGUUACUCAGGCAGGAAGCUUUUUCAGUCUGAGAUUUCACACCAUGAGCCAAAUUUGCCUAGACUGUGUUAUGAUUCAAAGUCAAGGUGACCCAGGUCCAAUAAGAUUCAAAGUCAAGCAGAGACCCCACACUGGCUCUGCGCUGGAGCCUUCCAGUAGCCUAGGUUUUGGGGUAAGGAGCUCCACUGGUAAGUGGAAACCUAACCUGACCUAGCGGAAAUGUGGUUUCCCUCUUAUUAGAGCAUCUUGCUUCUUAUGGCUGACGCUCCGCGGCAACCUCCCCUCCCCAGGAUGGUGAGGGAGAUGCUGGACUGGCAGGAGGAGGCAGGCCCCUGUGACCCAAGGUCAAGCCUGGACAGCUCAGCAUGAUAUCCAAGGCAGCUGCCAGCCAGGUCUAGGGACUACAGUUAUUUACCUGCUGGGGUGACUGUGACCCAAAGGGCCUCUUGGCCUUCAUGACAACAGCCACUUUCCUCCCAGGCCUCAGGUAGACUCAUGUUGCUCGUCACUCCGCCUGAGUCAGGGCCUGUCAGCAGCCCCCACUGCUGUCUUCCAGAUGUGCAUUGGCCAAGCAGGCAGGUCAGGGACUUUAAGGACCACAGCUCUUAGCACACACAGUAGCCAAAUAGUGCAAAGGGUUAUAUUUCCUGCAAGGCUUCUGUGGAGUGAACAUAACCUUAGGAGUGAAUGCAUUGCUGGGAUUUUCCAGAAUUCCUUCUAUUCUGAUGUCUGCACAUCAGUUCCCAUCCCCAAAGCGGGAGACCUGACCUGUGGCCUUUCUCAAGAGAGAAGCUCAAGCCAGGCUACUUGGGUUAUGGAAAAUGUCAGUGUUGGCAAAGUGGGGCCCCAGACAUUUUCAUAUGCAUGCUUGAGAACUGAAUGCUUCUGGGCUGGAAUUCCGUGGCCUUGGGCUGGAAUUCCGUGGCCUUGGGCUGGAUUCAGUGGUGCUCAGGUCAGGCCCAGGUCAGGGCACUUGGUGUUCCCAACAGAUGUGUUGAUUUGGGUCAGCUCUGAUCAGGAUUCUCUCUGCCUUGGGAGAGUGUGUCUGUAGGGAAGAUAUCCGUGCAGUAGCUGAAAUGUGGAUUUUAAAUGUUUUCUUAUUUUACUACGUGGAAAAAAACUUCAGAGAUUCUUCUCUGCUUUUAGAGAUGUUCAGAAGCAUCUUCAUUGAUAUGAAAUAAAAACCCUGUCUGAAGCCAGUUCAUACUUGGGAAACAGCAGGGUUUAGAGGAAGAGAAUGCCAAAGAUGAAGCCAGGUCCUGUUCUGGCUUCUCCGUAGUGAGGCAGGCAGUAGAGAGGGCGCUUCCUUGCAGGUAGCUCAGGUAGGGAAGCUCAGUGGGCCCCUCUGUUUAUGAGCGAGGCAAGCAGGUACCCCAAGCUGAGUCCGGUGCAGGGCGCUCUGGAGAUGUGAAUUGAGGCUUGUACCCCUGCUGUCUUGACCUUACACCUCCCCCUCCCAUUCAAGGUUGUUCCCCAACCCUAAAGUCUGAGAGUUGGGGAGGGGGGGCCUUUGUAGUCAUUGACUUAUUCUGUAGAGUAAGUCAGAUGCAAGAUAAGAGGAUGAAUCCACUCACCGCUCUUGCCAUCCCGUAAUAGAGGAGCUGCUGCUUAAGAGUGUGUGAGGGAACAACCCUCCUAGUCUAGGGAAGUAUUGGAAAUUCCCAGAAACACUGACAUAGAAUUACAAUCUCAAAGCCAGGCGUCAGUGCUGGUGUGAUACACCAAAGUGAUUUCUUGUGUUAGUCAAGACUGGUUGACUUUCAUCUUUUUUACUCUGAAGUAAAUCUGCGAUCUGUCACUUGCACUAAUAUAGAAUCUUAUUCUCCUCUUUUCCUCACUAUUGGUUUUAAUUUAGGGCUAUUUGAGCUGUUAUUUCUUGAUCUUUCUUUUUUAGAGUUGAUUCUUUAGAAGAUAAUCAGGCUUGAGAGACAGAUCUUUUGAAAUCCUAGGAAAUACUAGGGCCAAGGCUGGUUGACUAUAACAAAGCAGUGUUUGGUUUCUUUCUUGCGUCCUAGUGCUUGUGGAAAAUGGUGUCCCCAACCACCCCCCCACCGCCCCUCCCAGCUGCACCCAGGGGUUGAGACAUCAGCAGAUCUGCAGAUUAGGGGCCUGCUAUGGGUUUGGCACCCUCAAGAAGCUUUUGAUAAAGGGUUCCCAGACCUUGUGAGCUUUGCUGCAGAACUUCUGAGGAUGGGGCAAGGGGAAGGUGGGGGCGGUAUGAGAAAGGUAUCCCAUUUGCUGCUAAUCAGCAAGGCAUUGAUGGGAAUGUCAGAGCUCACCUUAUUCUUUCUAUUGUUGUGUAUGUUGGGAAUUGCCUAUAAUAAAAUGUUUAAAAAGACAGGACAAAAAACAGUCCUGGCCAAGUGCGGACCACAUUCAGUGGGUAUGAUCCUUGUUUGCAUUAGGAGUUGCAGGCUGUGUAGACUUGAGACGGUUACAAAAGAAUUGGCCUGGGUCCUGGAGGGCUAGUGCUGUACCCACAGAAUCCGACAGUGGCAGGAGUGACUCACUCAAGUCCAAGUGUGUCCCUUGGAUUUAGGCUGGGGGUUGAGAUGUCUCAGAAUGGGGGUUGACAUCAGAAAGAACAGGCAAGAGUUAGGGGGAUGGUAUUUAGAGCCACCCUGACCCAGAGGGGCUAGAGGCUGAGUCAGAUCUUGUGGCUAGUGGGUCAGUCAGUCUUGCCCAUGGAGGCCCCCAAAAAGUCUGGACACUGAAACUCUACCAACUGCAUUGCUGUACCCAGAGGGUGACGCUCCCUGAUCCACAGGGGGAGGGAACCAAGUUCUGCCUCUGGGACCCCCUUAGGUGAUGCUCUGUGUGUCUCUUCAUUGGGCUGCUUUUGAUUUGUACCCUUUAUAAUAAAGCGAGAAUCAUGAA